Ylistrum balloti is the source of this 1239-nucleotide messenger RNA. Its product is annotated as bifunctional apoptosis regulator-like. Gene Ontology annotation, molecular function: protein binding; ubiquitin protein ligase activity. Bases 1 to 1239 code for a protein of 412 amino acids. The record is from RefSeq and is a predicted model, not a curated record. The transcript has 7 exons. NCBI's taxonomy places the organism in Eukaryota, Metazoa, Mollusca, Bivalvia, Pectinida, Pectinidae. Gene Ontology annotation, cellular component: nucleus. Gene Ontology annotation, biological process: proteasome-mediated ubiquitin-dependent protein catabolic process.
AUGCUAGUGGAGGAACACGGAGAUGCGGAAUGCGGAUGUUGUUUCGAAUUGUUAGUGGAACCGACAACAUUAGUCUGUGGUCACACGUUUUGUAAACACUGUCUGGCUAGAUGGACAGUCACUAGCGGAAAACGUCAGUGUCCAACCUGUAGAGUGCAAUGGAGAGGGUCACCAAAAGUUAACGUUUUGCUCAGAAAUUUGUUGGAGAAUACAUGGUCUCAAAAACUAGCAGAGCGAAUGCAAGAAGUCAACACCGAGGAGAAUCGCAAUGUCGUAUCAAAGUUUGACAAUAUCAAUACUUUUGCGACAACCCAGGAGAUGUUUCGAACCUUACAUAAUAGUGUCCAAGCUGGCAGAGCUGAUACAACUCAGAGCAAUCAAACAAGAUGCAAGUACUUUUCCUCUGGCAUCGCCUUAACAGUUCUGGUUUUCUGCACUUCGUCCUUUAUUUGGAAUCUCGGCAAGAGGGAUCUGAUUAGCACGCCGGUAAACCAAUGGAACACUGAUGAUACAGUUAAAUGGAUGGAUCAGCUUGGUCCAUGGGCUGGUCUCUACACAGACGAUAUAAAAAACAACGACAUAGAUGGCAAAUUUUUGUUAGUGAUGCAAGAAAAUGAUGUUAUCAAUACACUUCACAUGACCAAUGAGCUGCAUAGAAGAGUGUUUCUUCGUGAAAUAGACGAACUGAGAACCACUGGAACAAAACCGACAGGGAAUUUCUGGGAGUACAAGUCAAAAUACCCAGUCUUUACCUUCUUCUUGCUGUUUGGAUUCAAACUUUUCCCUCGGAUAACCAUAGGUUGCACCUACCUUUUUCAAUACCAGACAGUUUACAGCCCUUUCAUGAAGUAUGCCUGUCCUGAAUUAUCUGAAACUGGAAUGAAUGAAGCAACAGGCUUUUGGAGAGUGUUCUACACAUUGUUUCUGCCGUAUUGGGGUGUUGGAAGAUAUGUAUACGCUUGGUCGUCUGAGCACUACUACAUCAGCAGAUAUGUAAUUCUAGUCUGUGUCCUUGCAACCAUACAUGAUGUCAUGUGGUUCUUGUCAAUUGCCAUGAAAAAGUGGAUCAGAAAGGAUAUUGAGGACCAUGUUUGCCUUUACCGCAAUGUGGUCAUCGUGUUGCUACUGUCAGCAGUUCUACCGUGGUUUCUUUAUAACUUUCUGUUCUAUGACAACGUUGUAUCUUUGGUAUUGACUUAUCCUGCUAGUAUCUACGCUUUAUCGAGAAAACUCACAUGA